Daphnia pulex (common water flea) is the source of this 827-nucleotide messenger RNA. RefSeq lists its product as uncharacterized. NCBI's taxonomy places the organism in Eukaryota, Metazoa, Arthropoda, Branchiopoda, Diplostraca, Daphniidae. The transcript is spliced from 3 exons. The coding region runs from base 189 to 764 and encodes 191 amino acids. The record is from RefSeq and is a predicted model, not a curated record.
GAAUUAGUGGAACCACCGGAACAUGUGAUAUCAUCGGAUGAACAGGAUCCCUGUCUCACACCUGUCACUGAAUCACCACCCACCUUUUUCUGUUGCAGCGAAUGUUUGUUUACUUGUCAUCGUCGGAAAGGAAUCAAGAUCACCAGCUCACAAGUUGAAUUGAAUUCCCCCGUCGAACGACAUUAAAGAUGCCCUACAUUUUCAUAACGGUCCAGUCAGGUGGAUGGGACCCUUCUUUGCCCAUCAACUUGGAUUAUUCGCCGGAAUUAGAUCCAGAGAUCAACGGAUUUUUGCGCGAACAUCAACAGCCAAAUCACAAGCAGAUGACAAAUCAUCGUGGGCCAUCCAGGAAUGCCGAUGGAAGAGGAUCCGUUUCCACUCAUUGCGAAUUGCGGCUGAUUCUCGAUGGGCUGGAGAAGCUUGGCUUUCAGUUGGUGACCACUGCGUCUUAUUCCUUUCAAGGCCGGGCUCACAACGAGUUCAUCAUGCAUCGUGAACUGACGCCCGUGAUGGACCAUCUGCACGAAAUGAAACAUAAACAACACUUGGCCGUUCCAGAACAAAACAAGAAGAAAAAUAAAGAUGAGAGCCAUAAACAGCAUCGUCAUCGAGAUCGCAGUAUCAGCAGUAGUAGCGAUCAAAGUAUAGACGACAGGAAUAAUAGAAGGAAAACCGGUUCUUCGACACCUGCUCAUCACAAGAGCAAAAAUCAUUCAUCGUCAUCAGCCCCAUUCCGCAGCCAACAGUCGCAACUUUACUACUAAACUCCGAUUGUUUGUCCAUAAAAUUGGCCUGAUUUCAGCACAAUCAGUCAAUUAUUACUUCUU